Arabis nemorensis is the source of this 267-nucleotide messenger RNA. Lineage: Eukaryota; Viridiplantae; Streptophyta; Magnoliopsida; Brassicales; Brassicaceae. The record is from the annotation of a GenBank genome assembly.
AUGGGUACAGAGCCCUCAGCUCCCACGGCCAUGAGCAUUGAGGAGUUUGUUUCGCAACCUGGACGGGAUAGGUUGACUCGCCUAGAUCCUCACUUGCCACCUAACACGACCUGGUUUCAAUAUUCGGGAAACGGGAUUACAAGUUCUAUCAACGCAAUGAUAAAUUCGUUGAUAACUAAACCGUAUCCCACAUACAGUUCGAUGCCGGUGGCAGACCAGGAGACCUGGUUUCGGCAAUUUGCGCAAGAAUUUAACUGGGACCCAUAG